Molecule: messenger RNA, 3210 nt
Organism: Trachymyrmex cornetzi
Lineage: Eukaryota; Metazoa; Arthropoda; Insecta; Hymenoptera; Formicidae
Product: Ecdysone-inducible gene L2
Exons: 18
Coding region: 95-3091 (998 amino acids)
Biological process (GO): dendrite self-avoidance; homophilic cell-cell adhesion; axon guidance
Cellular component (GO): axon; plasma membrane
Molecular function (GO): cell-cell adhesion mediator activity
Source: RefSeq, a predicted model, not a curated record
ACGGAUCAAAUAUUCGUAAGUACAUAGCUGGAACACUGCUCGCUAAUAGUACGAUUUUGCUUGCAGCAUUUCAAAAAGCGCAAGGAAUAUUUUUAUGUAUCAAGAAAGGAUAAUGUACAGUGUAUCUCUUCUUUUACUUGUUUUGAGUGUACAGACAGAUGGAUUUUUGGAAGAUCUGUGCAAUUACAAGUUUAGAGAAAAACAGCCUAAGGAUAAAAAUAAUUAUGACACAAUUGAAUACAAUUCCAUGUUUCUUAAUUAUUGUACUGCCGAAGAAGUUCCUGAUCAUGAGAGCUAUGAUGUAUUUUUUGAUGAAGCCUUGGAAGAAGGAGAUUCACAUAAUUCUUUAAAGGUUCAGUUUGCACCUCCUAAAAGAGAAUGCAAGUAUGAAAUAGCUUUGUUAGUUGAUCCUUCCAUCAAGAAUCAAAAAGAAUGUAUGGAUUAUGACUUUGAUAAAGUGGUUGAUAUUAAAUCGAACAUACAUACUGUGGAUAGAAGUGUAUGUUUUUUUAAAAACACUAAUCAAUCGGCAUUUGUAAGCAAUGAUAAAUCAACAACAGUCUACUUAUAUAAGGAUAAUAUCUGGCUAUGGUUUAAAUAUAUCUUUACAGGAUGCUAUGCACUGCGGUAUCGCAUAAAUAAUCGGAAAUAUAUAACAGGGCAUUCUAUAUUUUUGAACACUACUUAUCAACGAGCGGAAGUUCAAGAACCACAAGUCAUUUGUAAAUAUAAAGAUAUAGAUACGAAGCAAUCCGAUUCUGAGAAAAAACAAGUUGUAAAAAAUUUCACAUUAGAUAUUUUUCUACCAGCAAAUACGGGAGAUAAUCUUCGCCUGGGAUUAAUAUCACCGCGGAAUAAAGACCAACAAAAAUGUAUUUGGCGAGGAGAACCAAUAUUAUACUCGUGGACAAUAAGACUGAAGGUAGUUCGUGUUCCGUACAAUGAAAUAAGGGAUCAACAUUGUAGUAUAAAAUUGGAAAAGCCAACGGCAAAUGGAAAAUAUAUAAAAAGAGUACGUUGUAACUUUCAAAUAGAAACGCAAACUGAAGGUCAUUGUUUUCGAUAUCUCCUGAGUGAUCGUCGAUGUCAGUCAGAUACUAUAUGGAAGCCAGAAUGUUUCAGAUAUUCUAGAGAAGAUGGAAUAUUACAUGAAGUGCCAUGUUUAUGGCUACAGCGUUGCACAAAAUCUUACGAGCCACAGGACACGAUCGUAUCGAGACAAAUAAAAUCAGAUAUGAUGCUGAGUGCAAGUUGGUACCUAUUGUUGCCAAUUAUUGCUAUUGUGUUAAUUAUAUCGGCAGUAAUUGGAAUAUUAUGUUUCUGGCAUUACUCGUGUAUUCGAAGGGAAGAAAUCAAUUUGUAUAUAAAUCCACAACACGAUGAUUCUGAUUAUCCUAAAUCCAUCGAUUUCGAUAUUAUUGACAAUGUCAUUGAGAAGACAAUCGAUCAUGGUAAUUCUUCGUGCGAUGAUAUUGUUCUUCUUUACACCAACCAUUCGACAUCUUUUAUGACGUUGAUGAAAGAUUUUCGUGAAACACUCACCAAAAUGUGCUCUUGUUCUGUGCACGACUGGCAUAAUGGAACUGUAUGGAACGAAGUGGCUAGGGUUGGUACUGUUUCAUGGUUUAUUAAAUUAUUUGACAAUGGCUGCCGCGUCAUUUGGGUAGAUACACCAUUUACGAGAAGCGUCGUUAUAUCAAACACGAGAGAUAACGAAUCAAGCUUAGAUAAGCUCAGGAAAUACUAUGAAAUACACGAUUUCCGCGAUAUGUCAUUUCGCGCUGUGCUUGAAGUGGCAAAAAGCAAAGUAAACGAAGUCGCGCGUCAGUACCGCAGACAUUUUGUCGUAAGAUUUGAAGGAUUAGAAAGCACAGCAAACGUGAAUGAUCCAUUCUUAGAUCUCUCUCCUCACGCGCGAUAUUACAUGCCGCAGCAUCUCGUGCAAUUGUGUUCGGAUUUGUCGAUGGUGAAAUCAGAAAUUUCUAAAGAUAAAAUAAACAAGCAAGAAGAUUUUCAUCGUAUUUUCGAUAUACCAACUUUACAAGUUUCAGACGCAGCAUCGUCUGAAAUCUCUAAGAGUGAAAUGAACAAUAUGAAACAAACUGCUCCUCUUCCUUUUUCCUCCCCCUUUUUUUUCUUUUCGCCACCUUCGACUCACUACUCACCGCGGUACGGCACUCACCACCGAGCGCACUAUCGUCUGAAAAAUCGCAACGCUCGCAUUAUUCCACGCACAUUGAAGAUGCAGCUGUGCCUCGCCUAUCUUUUGACGCUCGUCGUCGCGACCGACGUAGCCUUCGGAAGUCCUUUGACAUUUUUCCUGAUGACAAAUGCAUCAUACACGCGGGCAAACGUCGAUCAGUUCAGCGCACCGAAUAGACUGAAAAAUGAGAUUAAAUCAGCCGGCAUGAAAAAGAGCGGCUUUACGACAACGUGGACCAGAAUUUUGCAGAAUCCGCCGGAUUCCUUAGAAGUUGCCGUCGGGAGUCGCGUCGAACUGCAAUGCGAGGUAGUUGGAAAUCCGCCGCCCCAGGUUUAUUGGAUAACAGGAAAUGAGCCGGAAAGGCAGAUUCAGGAAUUGACCGCGCGGGCUCAAGAAACGAGCAACGAUAUAUCCACGGAAUGGGAAGGGCUUAGUCAAAUCACUUCCACAUACGUGAUCGAUUGCAUCAGGGUUGAAGAUCAAGGUUUAAAGUAUUGCGUGUCCGUAUCUAAGAAUGUAGUGGUUCAAUCGACGCCGACGGUACUCCUCGUUAAUAGCACCAAGGCUACCGAAUGCAACAGUGAGAGUCAGCCUACUAUCACCUUGCAUGCCUCUUGGAGAUUCGCUCUUGAUGAAAGCACGGUAAUUCUUCCAUGCAGAGUCGUGGGUCAACCGGCGCCUUAUCUAUUCUGGUUAGAUAGUUCGAGCAAAAUCAUAAGUCCCACCACGCACACGAGACACACUAUUCUACCUAGUGGCGAUCUGCAGAUAACGGAUCUUGAUUGGCCCGACAUGGGUGAAUAUACUUGCAAAGUACAAUCGGGAUAUACGGAGAAGAGCAUCUCCACAUUUUUAUAUCCUGUGCUUCCUACAUCAAAAGGCAAAUGAUAAAUUCCGUGUAAAAAGGCUUCAAAAGAUUCCUGUAUUUUUAAUGCCUUUUGCCAUAAGUGACCAAAAUCUAUUACACUUAUCAUUUGUUUAUAAAAAUAGAAUGUAAUUUAAUUAGA